CUAGUAGCUAGACUAGCAAACAAUUUGAUUUCUACCCAACAGUACACAUGCCAUCACAUUGUUGUUGACAGGAGGUCUAAUGGCACGUCCAAUUAAAGCCCACCACACACCACCUAUAUUUUUGGUUGUCUCAUUAAAUGAUUGGAAUUUAAUAUAACCUUAAUGAGGGAACAACUAAAUCCAAUUGCCAUAUUGAAUUAUUUUAAACCAUGGAGUAUAUUAUAUUAUAUAUAUAUUUGUAGCAUCCCAUCAUCAUGUGCUUGUUCUUGACUUUGUAAGACCAUUUGUAGCAGUAUUCGGCUGUGCCCAUAACCCAAUGCCCGCUGAUUGAGGCCAUUGAUGUCCUCUAUAUAAACAAGGCCUCAUCUCUUAUCUACCUCCCAUUCAAGCCCUUUUUCAUCUCUCUACAUCUAAUUAAUGAAGUAGCUUGCAAAAGAAAAGAAAACAAAACAAAACAUGGCUUCUCGCUACUUAGUGGCCCAUAAUGUUGUGUGGUUAGCAGUGAUGGUGAGUGGUGCAGUGGCUGCUGUGCCUAAGAGAGCAAUAGAUGUUCCCUUCGGAAGAAACUAUGUACCCACUUGGGCUUUUGACCAUAUCAAGUACUUCAAUAGCGGCUCUGAGAUCCAGCUCCUUCUCGACAAGACUACCGGUACUGGAUUUCAGUCGAAGGGCUCAUACCUAUUUGGGCACUUCAGUAUGAAUAUUAAGAUGGUCGGUGGAGAUUCUGCUGGCACUGUUACUGCUUUCUAUUUAUCUUCUCAAAACAGCGAGCAUGACGAAAUAGACUUUGAGUUCUUGGGGAAUAGAAGUGGGCAGCCAUACAUAUUGCAGACCAAUGUGUUUACUGGAGGAACAGGCAAUAAGGAGCAAAGGAUUUAUCUCUGGUUUGAUCCUACCAAAGCCUACCACAGAUACUCUGUGCUUUGGAAUCUAUACCAGAUUGUAUUCUUCGUGGACGACGUCCCAAUACGGGUUUUCAAGAACAGCAAGGAUUUGGGUGUGAAAUUCCCAUUCAACCAGCCGAUGAAGCUUUACUCGAGCCUUUGGAACGCUGACGACUGGGCCACGAGGGGUGGGCUUGAGAAGACGGACUGGUCAAAGGCCCCAUUCGUGGCGUCUUACAAAGGCUUCCACAUCGACGGUUGUGAGGCUUCGGUGGAGGCCAAGUUCUGCGUCACGCAGGGAAAACGGUGGUGGGAUCAGAAGGAGUUUCAAGAUCUCGACAGUUACCAAUGGAGAAAAUUGCGAUGGGUAAGACGCAAAUACACGAUUUACAACUACUGCACGGACAAGAGCAGGAAUCCAACUGUACCGGUGGAGUGCAAGAGGGACAGGGACAUAUGAAUUAUUAUCACGCCCCUUUUGCUUUCGUGUCUCUUAAAUUUUAAUUAUUAUUAUAUUAAUUAAUACUCCAUAUAUUUAUAGAGCCAGUAGCUACUGCUACUGCUACUCAAGGAGGCAUGUGAUGGAUCUCAUUUAUGAUUUGUUAUGAUUUGUUAUUGUCUCUCACGCGGCGUCUUGUGUGUUGAGCUGUCGUCAUCUUCUUAUCUUUUUCCUUUUCUAUGACACUAUUAUCAUCUACUUUUUCUAGUCUAGUAUAAUAUUGCUUUUUCCUUACUCUACUACUGCCCUCUUCUCUUGAAUUUAUUGCAUACUUUUUCCUUACUCUACUAGUGGCUUCUUAAAA
This is a messenger RNA of Striga asiatica, 1687 nucleotides long. The record is from the annotation of a GenBank genome assembly. Lineage: Eukaryota; Viridiplantae; Streptophyta; Magnoliopsida; Lamiales; Orobanchaceae.